Messenger RNA from Laccaria bicolor S238N-H82, 2682 nucleotides. RefSeq lists its product as uncharacterized. Bases 1 to 2682 code for a protein of 893 amino acids. The transcript is spliced from 19 exons. Gene Ontology annotation, cellular component: plasma membrane. Gene Ontology annotation, biological process: potassium ion import across plasma membrane; intracellular potassium ion homeostasis. Lineage: Eukaryota; Fungi; Basidiomycota; Agaricomycetes; Agaricales; Hydnangiaceae. Gene Ontology annotation, molecular function: high-affinity potassium ion transmembrane transporter activity. The record is from RefSeq and is a predicted model, not a curated record.
AUGCCCUCACUUUUUACUCCCUCAACCUUUGCUACGACAGACACAAAUUCAUCUGGUUGGUGGAGAAAAAUACGGAAACAACUCAAUUUCUACCGAGUCCACAUCCUCUGCUUCACAUUCACCCCCCUCAUUUUUUCUGCAAUAUUUUUUGCGAGCAAUGGCAGAUAUAAGGUCUCAUACAUCGACGCUUUAUUCAAUUGCGUUAGCGCGAUGACCGUGUGCGGUCUGGCCACCAUUGAUCUCAGUGAAUUGACUGGAUGGCAGCAGACGAUUCUCUUCAUACAGAUGUGCCUAGGCAGUCCGGUUUUCGUCUCUUGGGUGAUAGUCCUCAUUCGAAAGUACUUUUUUGCUCGUAAAUACCAACACGUCCUCAAAGCUGCUGUCGCUCGCAAGGAUGCCCAAGCCGCAGAGGACUCUGCGAAGCGGAGGAAUUCGUGGUCAAAUCGGAUACACACUUAUGUGCAUUCGGGAAAGAAAUUAUCUGUCGUUGCCGAAGAGCCGUUGCAGGCGAAGAAGAAAGUCGAAAGAGAGGAGAGUAAGGGAUUCAUCGGAAAAUUGAGACCAGAUAUGAUACGUCGGAUGGAUGAUGCGCCAAAACUCGUCAAUCCAAGUGGGACAGUUAGUGAGGGAACACCACUAGCCAUUCGCAAAAUCCCGACUGCCCACACGCAUACCGAUUUCCCCCGCCAGAUUUCCUUUGUCACACCCUCAGCGCUGGAAAGCGUUCACGACCAUAGUGGUAUAGCCAAAAGAUCGCGGCGACUCUCCGAUCCUGGCAAGUCCUCGGGGCUACCCUCUCCCUUGAAGCAACGACCUGGCGAAGGCGAAGCACUCAACCAUGCAGGCAAAAGAUUUCGUCGCUCACAAACGGUGGAAUUUUCGCUCCGCACACCCGACCAUGGCUUGAGUAAACCUGUGCUUGACCCUGUUCCCGAAUCAUCGAGCGCUAGACAAACGCUUGCACCUCACGCUUCGAUGACCACUUUUACAACACACCCUACGCAGCACACACACCACUCUCCUCGACAUAUACAAGAAUCUAAAAACCGAGGGUUUGGAGGCUUUCCAAUGCCAUUUGAGAUCAUCUCGUCCAUUUUUGCAAAGUUAUUUCCAAAGCUUAAUCAAAAAUUGACACGAACUCUCACCACUCCUGUAACGAUACCGCUGGUGUCCAAUAGAGAAGGUGGUGUGGAAGGUGGAAAGCAAGUACCUUACAUCUCCUUUGACGCUGUUGUGGGCAGGAAUUCGGCAUUCUACCUUUUGACGAGUGACCAAAUGGACGAGAUUGGCGGCGUGGAAUACCGUGCCCUGAAUUCCCUUCUUUGGAUCGUCCCAUUUUAUCAUAUUGGGAUCCAACUGUUUUGCUUCACAAUCAUCGCACCAUAUAUUUCCACAAAAAGGUGGAGCAGCAUCUUUGUGCCCCCAGAGCAGCUGAGACCGAUUCCUACCACAUGGUUCGCAGCUUUCCAAGUAGUUUCAGCGUAUACAAACACUGGGACAUCAUUGGUGGAUCAAUCCAUGGUGCCCUUUCAGAGGGCUUAUCCCAUGGUGAUUCUUGUGUCAUUCUUGAUCCUAGCUGGCAACACCUCGUUUCCGAUAUUCCUGCGUUUCCUAAUAUGGAUGCUAAGCAAACUCGUUCCAAAGAAAACGAGAUUUGGAGAAACGUUACAUUUUCUCCUUGAUCACCCUCGAAGAUGCUUUAUUUAUCUGUUUCCGUCCCACCAAACAUGGUUUCUUUUGACCAUAGUAUUGUUACUCACCAUUACAGAUUGGUUUUUCUUCCUAAUCUUGGAUAUCGGGAACCCAGUGAUAGAAGAAAUCCCACUCAAUGUCCGAGUCUUGGCGGGGCUUAUGCAAGCCAUCGCUGUUCGAGCAGCUGGAUUUGCGAUCGUACCCUUGGCAGCUCUUGCACCUGCAGUCAAGGUAUUAUUCGUCAUAAUGAUGUAUAUCAGUGUCUACCCCAUUGCGAUGAGUGUACGAUCGACCAAUGUCUAUGAGGAAAAGUCCCUAGGCAUAUUUGAUGCUCAUGAAGAAGAAUCAGAUGGCGAAUCGGAAUUUCAAGCCAGUGGCCCCAGGAUGACGGUCUGGAGUCGAUACCUAGCAAUGCAUGCCCGAAAACAAUUAGCCUUCGGUAGGCAAAUUCAAUGUAUUUCCAAGUACCAGAACGCCAACAUCUUUAUUGUAGAUAUGUGGUGGCUUGCCGGCGCCUUAUUUUUGGUUUGCAUCAUAGAGCGCGGCAACAUUAUGAACCCGGACAAUCAGUCCUGGUUUACCAUUUUCAACAUAAUAUUUGAACUGGUAUCUGCCUACGGAACGGUUGGUCUUAGCUUAGGCAUCCCCACCGACAACUUUUCUCUCUCUGGGGCAUUCCAUCCCCUGUCAAAACUCGUCGUUUGUUUGGUUAUGCUGCGGGGAAGGCAUCGCGGCUUGCCUGUCGCUAUUGACCGCGCAGUCCUGUUGCCUGAUGAGUUCGAGAAGACAGACGAAGAUAUGGCGGACGAUCGGAGUCAACAUUCACACACGAUGCGUGAAGAGGGCACGUUGGGCUCAAGACAAUCGAGGCAUUUAGAUGAGGAUGAGGGGUUGUGGCAAAGAGCACCUAGGUCAAAUGACGAAGAUGAUUAUGCAAUCCUGCCCACAGCCCGCCUAGCGGAGGCAGCAGCAGGCCAAGUUCCUCCUUGA